GCGAGGAGCGACAGCCCAGCCACGCACGCGCAGUGCGGCGCGCCGAGGCCGCCCCGUGCCCGUAGCCAAGAUGGCGACAGCCGGAGGUUUUUAAGGGGGGGAAAAGCGACAGCCCAGCCACGUUCCUUUUGCCGCGCACGCGCAGUGCUGUGAACAGAGGCCGCCCCUUUGCCCGUAGCCAAGAUGGCGGCGGCCUGAGUUAGGUGGGGGCAGAAAGCAGAGGCGAAGCGACGGUCGGCCUCUUUUCCCUUCUCAUGCCCCGCCGGGAUGCUCCGCUCGAGCGGCUUCCUCCGCGGCGUCGAGUGCCCCUUCGGGCCGGCCUGCGGGAGGCCUUACUGCCACUUCCGACACCCGCCGGGGGCUCCACAGGCCGCCGCCCUCCUCCUCUCCGGGCCAACGCCUCCUCCGCGGCGCCUCUCCGCCCGGCCGGGCCUCAGCAGCGGCAGGAGCCCCUCCGCGGCAGCAGGUUGCGGCUAUGACCCGUACAACCCAGAACUUCCCAAGCCCGUGCUGCGAAGCCGGAAUGGCGCCUUGGAGGAGAUCGCAGAGGCGGCUCCCGGCAUCCUGGAGCUCGAGCUGGUCAACAAGGCCAUCGAGGCCGUCAAGAAUGAAGUCGAGCGGGAGCAGAAAAAGUACAAGGAGCUCUUGGAGACAACCAAGGAGUACAGCUCGUCCGAGCCCCCUUUGCUCGCUACGAAGGCUGCCGGGUCAGCAGCAACCACCUCGUUUCCUGCCUUGGAAUAUACCCCAGCUGGCUACAAUCCGGGCGGUAACACCGACUACAACCCCACUCCGCUUGGAGCGGCUGCUCGCAGCCGUUCCAGCAAGUACACCCUGGAUUCUUUUGACAAAGCAAAAUGCAAGGGGAGCUCGCUGGAGUAUGUCCCCACGAUAGUCACGCAGCCAAAGAGGUACAGCUGCCCUGCGGCAAAUAGCAAAUACACCGUCGACAACUCCAAACCUUCGACGGACUUGGAGUACGACCCUCUUUCGAAUUACUCCGCUAGGCUCUUGAGCAAAGCCAAGGAAGAGAAAGGGACCAAGCGGAAAAGGGCCCCCGAUCCCGGGGAGGCGUAUUCGCCUUCGCUGAAGAAGCAUUGCGAUGUGGGCAGCAGCCACGAGCCGGUCGCCAGGUUCUCCGACUCGGAAGAGGAGCGUGAAGCGGCUCCCAUCCUCCCUCUGAAGUCCAAAGGGGGUUCGGAAAGCAAGCUGAUGGGCGGGGCGAUCGCCGGAGAGAAGGGGACUUGGCGGAUGGAUUCUGGUUCUCGGCAGAUGAAAGAGACGGCAGUGCAGUACGAUAUGGGAGACAUCGAGAGCCCUCAAAAGAGUGUCGUCAGAGACUCCCCGGAGAAGGAUGCCAAGCUGUCCAAAGGGCCCCCCAGCAAGGACACAAGUGAGGGAGAGAAAAGCAAAGGGGGGUUGAAGGACAAGACGAAAAAGAAAAACGCCGAUGACCAUGCAGCAGACGGUAAGAAAAAACACAGCAACGUUGCAGACAAGGAGAAGGUGGAGACGAACGCACAGCGCAGAAAUGGGGAGAGGAGAGAGGAGAAGCGCACCAAGCCCCAUGUCGACGGGCAUGUGAAGAAGCGGGACGAACACCCCAAAUCUGCCAAGGCAGCUGGAAGUGAGGGAAACUCGGGCGCAAGCGGGAACGUCGUCAAAGGAUCCAGCGCCGAGAAAGCAGGCAAUAGCAAGCAAGAAAGGAAGGCAAAGGCCAGGGACUCGAAAAUCAAGGCCGAGACUAGGCGGGCCGAAGGCAAAGACCGGAAAGGGAAGCAGCCAGCCUCAAAGAGGCCCAAGGAGAAGCUGGCCAUCUCCUCAGGCAAAGGGAACUCUGACAUCACGUGCAAGGCGAAACGCCGGGCGCUGAGCCACGCUGACCUCUUCGGCGACGAGAGUGGGGACGAGGGGCAGGCAGCGAAGCCUCUUCCUGCCGUGUUCGCGGAUGUGAGUUCGGACUCGGACGGAGAUGAUAGCUGUUUCUUUUCACCUCAGGACAAUGGGGUGACAAGCGUUAAGCAAGCAAAGAUGUCCAAAGCUGCUCCCUCCUCCUCCUCCUCCUCUUCUUCUGAUGAGCUUGAUUAUUCGGUCCUCGAGAACGACCUGGACUUUGAGUCUGACCCAAUGGAGGAGUGCCUUCGGAUUUUUAACGAAUCGACUGACAUCAAAACGGAAGACAAAGGCAGGCUGGGAAAGCAGCCAUCAAAGGAGGAAGAGACCGAGGAAAAGGCAGCGGGAGACAGUUUAACCACGCUCUUUCCUGGUCAGAAGAGGAGGAUCUCUCACGUCGCGAAGCAAGGAAGUGCUGACGCCCUGAUCAAGCCGGUUGUCCGUCCGUACCGCCCCCCGACUGCCCAAGAGGCCUGCUACCAGCGGAUCCAACUGGCCCAGAAGCAGGCGGCCCAGCUGGCUCAGCUGGCCCAGCAGCGGUUGCCUUCGUUGUCGCCGAGAGGCUCCAUUGCGACGCACAAAGGAGAAAAGAAGCGGAUUGCCCACGUGCCCAACGCGGCUCUGCCUGCCGUCUCCAAGUGCGGCCCCGGAAGUCUUCGGAAAACCGGUCUGCCUGGGAGUGUAACAUUUUCCAACGGCGCCGAGGCUCUGUCCCUGAAAGCUCGCACGCUUGCCGGAAUGGCGUCCAAGACGACGACCACAGGCGUCCCGAAAAGGGUAGCACAUGCUCCCACACUGCAGAGUGCGGCUUUAAAAAGGCCGGUUAUUCCCACCGAGUUCGGCGCCAAGGUCCCCACCAACAUCCGGCAGAGGUACCUCAACCUCUUCAUCGACGAGUGCCUGAAGUCGUGCCCCUUGCAGCAGAAAGCAUUUGACAAGGCUCUGGCAGAAGAGAAGGUGGUGUACGACCGCAGCACCAGCCGAAACAUCUACCUGAACGUGGCGGUGAACACCCUGAAGAAGCUGAGGAGCUUGCUUCCCAGCCCCACGCAGGAUGCACACAGGGCCGGCAACAGGAAGAUGGUGUCUCACGAAGCUAUGCUCGGUGGCAAGCUGGCAGCCAAGACCAGCUUCACGUUGAACCGCUCGGCAACCUUCCGGGUGGAAGACCUGACAGGAGCCUCCUUGUACCAAAGGCUCAAGGAGUAUGUGUUGACAGAGGAGGAGCUGAAGGAGCACGGUUACCCCCUGCCGUGUCCUGAGGUGUCGGGCCGUGCGGUUGUCUUCACCUUGGAAGAGAAGAAAACGACGGAAGGCUCCUGCAGAGUUUGCUGUCGCUGCGGCACUGAGUACAUGGUGACCCCUUCAGGGAACUGUGUCCGUAAGGAGGAGUGCAUCCACCACUGGGGGAAAUUGCGCAAACAGAGAGUUCCAGGUGGCUGGGAAACCCAUUACAACUGUUGUUCGGGAGCAGUGGGUUCCCCUGGGUGCCAAGUCGCAAAACAACACGUCCACGAUGGCCGGAAGGAUAGCCUGGAAGGCUUUGUGAAGACGUUUGAGAAGAUGCCCAACACGGACGGCAAUCCGGGCAUCUACGCCUUAGACUGUGAAAUGUGUUACACCAAGCUAGGCCUGGAGCUGACUCGAGUCACCGUGAUCAACUCGGAGCUGAAGGUCAUCUACGACACCUUUGUCAAGCCCGACCACAAGGUUGUGGACUACAACACCCGAUUUUCAGGCGUGACGGAGGCGGACCUGGAGACGGCGUCCAUAACGCUCCGGGACGUCCAAGCGGUCCUCUUGAGCAUGUUCAGCACGGACACGAUCCUGAUAGGGCACAGCUUGGAAAGCGACUUGUUUGCACUAAAGCUCAUGCACCGCACGGUGGUCGACACAGCGGUUGUCUUUCCUCACCGCCUGGGGUUGCCUUACAAACGGGCGCUGCGCACCUUGAUGGCUGACUACCUCAAGCGCAUCAUCCAGGACAGCGUGGAAGGUCAUGAUUCCAGCGAGGACGCCCGCGCUUGCAUGGAGCUGAUGAUCUGGAAGAUCAAGGAAGACGCAAAAGUGAAGCGGUGACAAAAGGGGCCUGCCGUUUUUCUCCUUUGUGUCUUUUCCAGCAAAGUGCAAUAAUAAGAACAACAAACCCUCCAGGGAAACUGUAACCGGUAGCAGGCACAUCCCCUGACUUCCCCCACCCCGCUCUGAGUUUGCAGGUAUCCCUACGGAGCUGGUAGUAGCGUCAUCACUGGACACCUCCCCUCUGUGGGCGCACGGCUAGGACGGAAAGCAUAUGACCCCCGCGAGGCUCUGCCAUGGCCUCACCCAAACAACGUGGUAGACCCGUCGGAGGAGUCAAGAACCAACACCUCCCCCAAAUCCCCUCCCUAUUUACGAACGUUGGAACAGUUCGGCUUCUGAUUGAAACAUGGUCUCUCACGCUUUGCGUAGGCUGUGGCAUUUGGACACAUGGGAAUUGAAGACGCUGGGUGGUGGUGGUUGCGGGGAAGGAAAGAGAGAGAGAGAGACGCAAGCUGUGAAGGGCUUAGAUUGUGCUGUGGGGAGAGCAGCUCAUUUGUAGUGCUGGUGGAGAGGCCUUGGGGUUGGGGGCUGAGGUCCAGUCUGUUGGCCAGGCGAUAGGACUACAGGAACAGGGAUUUUGAGCCUUGGGACAUGGUUACAGUGGAACGUCCUGUUGGUGCUGGGGGCAUGGAGGGCCUCUGUGAAGCCAGGUGGUAGGGGGCCACAGGAAACAGUCCAGCCUCAAAGGGGUGCAUGUGGUCUCCCGUAGCGUUUCCCAUCUCUCUGCAACUUCAGUGUAGCAGCUGAUGUGAAACUGGUUGAUGGGCAGGGGGUUGGUGCAUGCUGAAAUUGCGGGGUGGGGGAAGCAGCAGGGCAGUGAUGGGGGAAACUCACUAGCUGCCGCCUCUCCCUUGUCAAAAGCUCAGGCUGGGUUGUAGCUCUUUCCUCAGCCCCUGCGGAUUCCUCGUUUGCCCUCUUGCAGCUUGUUGCAGCUGCCAAGAGAGGGAAGGACGUGCAGCCGUUUAGCGGCAGCAGGUCACCUUUGGCUUUGCAACGGAGGUGACGGAUUUUCAACUUGUGGAAAUAUUUUCCCAGCCGCCCUGCAGGAGUCCACUUUCGAGGGCUGACCCCUUUCUCAGGCCUUUGCCAUCUUCACACUCCCCCGGCUGCCUCUUACAUCAGGGACCGUUUGGCACACAGCUCGCUUUCUGAUUGGUGCUGAAAGUGCCGCCACCGGGGGGCCGGGGAGAACACAUACAACUACCACUUCUUCCCCAGUAGAGAACCAUCCAGGUUGUUGCCUCUUUGGAUUAAAAUGGCAUUGAGGAAAGAGGAGAGGCUCUUGAGUCGCCUUCUCCCAAGGGCCCAGAGGCGAUAGCUGGAACUCAGCUUGCUUUGGAGAGGGGAGCGGUCUUCCUGUGUUGCACCCUGGAGGGAAGAUGAUGGCAGGGCUGACCAUGCCAAGGGUUGCAGGUGUAGGAACCUCCCUGUACCAAAAGUACAAGCGCAGCAGAUUUGAGCUGUGUGAACAGCCAGUUCCCAAACGAAUCUCAAUUUUGCGUGUGGUGCCUGCGCUCAUUCAUGCAAAUACCAUUUACCCAAAGGGGUUCCCCUCUGGGUGUCAGUUCUCUGUCACAUCCAUAAUACUAAUUCUCCCCAAAGUGCGUGCCCCACAGCAGCCCAGGAUCAUAGAGGGAGCCAUUCGUACAACCGUGUUCACCACCUGCCACAUGACCUGGAAUUGGUGGUUGUGUGAAUCCUGGCUAGGGUUGAAAACCCACGAGACCCUUGUGGGCCUUAGCCUGGGCACUCCUUUCUAAGUCUUUCAGCCCCCUCCCCCACUCUUUAGAGCAUGCCACUUUUCAUUUCAAGCUCAGCCGUGGCACUUUUUACAGCACUAGGAAGUAUUCCUAACACUGGCUGCUUUCCUUAAUGCUGCUUUUGCCAUGGGAAAACGUGACCCAGCUCGAUUUGGGAAGACAGGAGUGAGAAUCUGUGCCCCGGUGUCUAAAAGGAAAAGGCGGUGGUUGCAUCCAACGUCCUUCUCAAACCAUGCAUAUAUAUACACUCAGUAUGAGUGUAAAUGUUUUUAGGGAUGGAAUGAGUUAGAAUACCAGGAGGGGGAAGCGUUUUGGAGUUACCUGUUAAUCAAGGGGGCAUAUCUGCACUACAAGCUUUUUUUGCUGCCCUACCUCCCCACCACCACCCCGAAAGAACCUGGGAACUGUGAUUUAAGGAGAGCACCUAAAAUCCUCUCUCUGAAGGUUCAGGCAUUUCCCCCCACUACCAAUGGGACUUAAAAGUCCUCUGGGAUUCAGAGGCCGUUAAAACUAAUUCAUUCCCUUUAAAUAUCUGCUGCCAUGGUUUGGCCUUUGCUGCCUUGCCAGCUAGAAGCAGCUUUCAGUCUGCCCUCUGCUCCUUCCUUCAAGGACAAGAUUAUGAAGCGAGUUGCCCUUUCUCUCUUCUCUGGCCCCCUUAAUAAUAAUUUAAGAGUGCAGGUUCCUCCUCGGUUGCUGUCCGACGGCGAUUCCCACACCUCUCGUUUAUAACACUGUAUAGUUAAUUAAAUGCUGUCAACUUUGUAUAUGCGCAACUGUAUAACUGUUAACACUAUUUUGUAAAUGUUUUUUAAAUUAAAAAGAAAAACUCUCAA
Rhineura floridana is the source of this 6568-nucleotide messenger RNA. RefSeq names its product RNA exonuclease 1 homolog (gene REXO1). The transcript has 16 exons. Gene Ontology annotation, cellular component: nucleus. The coding region runs from base 268 to 3972 and encodes 1234 amino acids. The record is from RefSeq and is a predicted model, not a curated record. Lineage: Eukaryota; Metazoa; Chordata; Lepidosauria; Squamata; Rhineuridae. Gene Ontology annotation, molecular function: exonuclease activity; nucleic acid binding.